UAGUUCCAAGAUGGCGCAGUCGGUUACCACUUGACAAUAACUCGCAUCAUUCUCAUUAAAAGAAAGAUGAUGAUAGAUCUAUUAGUAGCAUAUUAAGCUAACGCUUAAUUGUUUUGAGAAACUAAGCAUUUAAAUUUAGAAGUGCGUACUGAGGAUCUUGAUGUGCUCUUUUACAAUAAAAAAAAAACUUGCUUUGAUUCUGAAGAGUAUGCAUCCUAUCAUGCAGUUAUCUCUUAAAGGAGCUACAUAGAUAAAAGAAUACAGAACUACUAGAAUGACGACAGUGAAUAACAUGAUUUCCCAAAUUUUAAAUGAGGCUCACUAUGCUCAAAGCAUUUUAAAAAAACUGAAUGAGUUCCGAUGUGGAGCCUUGUUUACUGAUGCUGUUCUUUGCGUGGGCCAUGAGGAGUUUCCUUGCCAUAAGAAUGUCUUAGCAGUCAGCUCCCCUUACUUCCAAGCAAUGUUUACCAGUGAUUUAAAAGAAAGUCGGGAAAGUCGAAUAAACUUCAACGAGAUUUCUCCAAGAAUACUAGAACUAGUCAUUGAUUAUGCAUAUAGUGGUAAAAUAGAAAUUAACACAAGCAACGCUCAGGAUAUGCUGGCUGCAGCUCACCUAUUUCAAUACCCAGCCAUAGUAAAACUCUGCGAGGAGUUUCUGCUUCAGCAGCUCCAUCCAUCUAAUUGCCUUGGCAUUGAAAUUUUUGCUCAGCUACACUGCUGUGAAAACCUUCAGGCUAAAGCCCAUCAAUUUGUGUUGGAAAACUUCACGUCUGUUGUGGAGUCAGAUGAGUUUUUAGAACUUCCUUUUGAGAGACUUCAGCAUUACAUCUCUAUUGAUCAUAUUGACGUAAGAUCUGAACAGACAGUAUACUCUGCAGUGAAAAGUUGGGUGGAGUUUGAUUUGGAGAAUCGUCAGAAAUAUCUUUCAGAACUAUUAGAGAAUGUAAGACUCAUCUACUUGGAUUUAAAAGUUUUGGAAGUGGACUCGCUGAUCUGUGAGUCUGAAAAGUGCUUAUCCUUAAUUCAGGAUGCUCGUUUAAUGCAAUCAUUCCAUGAGACUCAACCUGGAAAACGGAGGAAAAGCAAGCAAGACAUGUUCAUACAGCCUCGACCAUCUACAGUGGCCAAAGAUGUGGUGGUGGUUGUUGGUGGCAUAUCUGCUGAUGGACGCCCAGUGAGCAGCAUGGAGAUGUAUGACCCACAUAAAGAGAAAUGGUUCAGCUUGGCAGACCUGCCCCAGCCUGUUACCUGGUGCAGUGUAGCUGUUUUAUCUAACUGUAUCUAUGUUGCUGGAGGGAUAUUGGAUAACAAAAUAAUAUCAAAAGUGUGGAAGUUUGACUCUGUUGAACGAAGAUGGCAUACAGUUUCACCUAUGUUGAAAGCCCGUGCCCGCCAUUCUGCAGCAAUUAUUGGGAAAAUCAUGUACAUACUUGGUGGUGUUCGGUUUGAAGGAAAAAUGCUAAAUGUCGAGACUAUUGAGUGCUACAACCCAAAGUCCAACACUUGGACAGCAGCUGGAAGGACAACUAGCCCACGAAUAGAGUCCUGUGUUGUCCCUUACAACAACACCAUACUCGAAGUUGGAGGAUUAAAAGGAGAAGAUGUUGUGGACAAAUUCUUGGACAUCUACUGCAUAGUUGACGAUGUCAUCCGCCCCAGCGGUGAGCAGCUCACUCUACCUGAAAACAUAAGGUUUGCUAAAAUUGUAGUGAUAAACAACGUCUUCUACAUCAUAUGGGAAGAUCUAAAAAAAAUGAUUGCCCUGAACGACAAAGAAAGAACAUUUAAAAUUCUACCAAAAAUGCAGGACUCAAGGAUUUACAGUGGCGCAACAGUAGUCAAUGGUAAGAUCUAUGUGACUGGUGGGCAAAUCAGUAAUAAAGCAACAAACCAGGUUGAGAGUUAUGACCCCAGCACAGGUGAAUGGAUGUUGGAAAAACCAAUGAUUGAAAGCCGUGCUGUUCACGGAUGCGUAACUUUAAAAAUGUGUUGAAAUAUUUCAUUGAAGCGUGAAUUUCUUUUUUUUUCUGUGAACUUUUGUUUCAUAUUUAUUGAAUGUGAGUGUGUGUUUGAAAUUACUUUUUAUAUGUUUGAUCACUACUGAAACACAACAACAAAAAAUCAAACAUUAACCAUUUCUAAAUUAAUUUUAUUUUCAAGUGAAUUUGACUUUUUUAAAAAUAAGAUAUGAAAGCAAAGUAUGUUCAGACAUUCCUUUCCCAUAUUCUAAAAUUAUUUACUGUAAGAUUUAUGUCACUACACAAAAAAUUGAACAAAGGGCAUGCUCCAUAAGGAUCAAUGCUUUUAGUAAUUGUUUGUCUUAUUGUGAGGAUCAUAACUUUUAUAUUUUUUGUUCCAUAAAAAUAUAUACAUCUUCAGUAUUUAUAUUUUAUCAUAGAACGUUUUCCUUUCAUUCCUACAAAGUUUCAUUCAUCCGUUAGCUCAAUAAAAAAAAAACUAGAUCUACCCCAAUUCAAACAAUUUGUGCCUGUGUAGCAAUCUUUAAAUCUAUGUAAAUGUACAUACUCUGCCAUCAGUAUUCCUAAACUCAAAGCAUGUGAAUGUUCUUUGGUGCUAACAUGGAUAUUACUUUUAGUACUGGUCUCAUACACUCUGAAAGAUAUUCAAAUUAAUAGUUUUUAUCUCAACUUUUUUAUUAGUUAGUUUUUUUGUUUUUUCUGGGUUAUUCUAUAAUAGUUUUGUUACACUUUAUACCUUUUAUCUGGUAUUAUAAUUAACUGUGUCUUAGCUCAAUUUCUAAAGAUAACAUGUAGCUUUAGGAUAUAUGAAUAUAUAUAAUUUUUAUUACAAAUAUAGAAAAAUGAUAUAAACAACAAUUAAUUGGAAUCUUUUAAAAAAUAUGCAAACUUAUUCAUUUAUGUUAAAUAAUAAACAUGAAAAAGACUAAGUUACUAUACAUAUUAUAUAUGGGAUUUUAAUUAAUAAUGUUCAUUUAAAUAAGUCAUGCAUUAUGUGUUUAAAACUUCAUUAAAUAUUCCAAAACAGAAGGAAAUUUUAAAAAAAGAACAUGAUGCCCCUAAAAUUGUCACAUGCUGACCUAUUAGUGAGAUUUAUCUAAUCUUUUAUUUUUAAAAAAGCUAAUAAUUUAAAUGCAAAUACUUCAUGCUAGUUUAUAACAUUUAAAAAAACCUGUGUAUAAUUUGAAUAUAUACUGAAUAUAAGUUGUUAUUCUAAUUUGUAAAGAUAUAUGAUUAUUCUUUUUAGUAGAAUUUUUUUAAAUGUAUGUACUUGCUUAGAAAAUAAUUUUUAUAGCUGAAAAUUGUUUUUAAUUAUUAGAUUUUUUUAAAUUUAUUUAUUACAACACUCAUAUGUAUAUUAUAUAUGUUGUAAAAUCAAAAUAUAUUGGGACAUUUUUCUGUAUCUUGAUUACAAAAUGUGUGCAUCACACCAUGUGGAAAAGAAGGAGCCUUUGGUUGCCAAGUCAUUCCUGACAUACUUAUGCCUACGAUUAUGUUGUUUUCAUCUCCAUGCUUGAUUCCAAUGUACUUCAACAUGAGAUAACCCAUUAUCCUCAACUUGCCUAUAAGGCGGUGUUCCUCAGACUUUUACUAAUGAUGCCCUUCAUUGUGAGAAAUGCUGUUCUAAGGGGUUUGAAUUGGAUCAUGUUAAUUUAAUCUACAUUGUUCUGUAUUUUUUUUUUCAAUUAUUUUUUUAACUUUUAUUUUCUGUGGGCAACUAUUGUCUCUACAUAUAGCUAAGAUAUUUUAUUUACAUAUAGCAGUGAUGCCCAACUUAAUUUGGUCUGCAGGCCAUUUUAAUUUCUAACACUCAUGAUGUUGGCCACAUGAACACAAAAAAAAAAAAAAAAGAAAUGACAUGACACUUUUUAUUAGAAACCCAUGGAUCUAAUUCUUACAUAUAUUAAUGGCAUGUCUGCAGUUAAUCUAAAACCAACUUCUGAAUAUUUGGCUGCAUAGAUGAGCCACCAAGCUGGAGCUCUGACCUAGAUUCUCGUCUGUGAAAUGAUAACGUAUAUGGUUUUGACAGUUUCAUUAUUGAAAAAGUUUGUUCACAUAAAUAAGUGCUUGUAAACAUUGUGACAAUCCAUAGCGAUUGUUUUCUGAGAUUGAGAAAAGUUUCUGCAGGCAACAUGGAGUAGGUGUAAAUUGUCUGCAUCGCUCAAAAUUGGUCGUGCAGGAAUGUCUGGCUUUGUAAGUCAAUCAAUUCCAGUUACAGAUCUGUUGGGGGAUUUGACACAGCACUGCAAACAAAUUUAAAAAAAAAAACAUUUUUAAAAUAUGAAAAUCCAGAUACCUUUCACUAAAAAUAUCCUCACAGCCUGAGAAGUUGUAUCAUUUUUACUUUUGGGAAAGACAUAUUAUAUUUAGCUGCUUCUAAUUUUGUAGAGCUGUCCAGGUUGGGAAGUGACCCACUUGUUGAAUGGAGAGCUGCAGUUUCCUUAUUAAAAAAUCUCUUAUGUCAGCCUAGUCAUGCCAAUCAACUUAUCAUUCCCUUGUAGUUUGGUGCAGAGUUUACUCAGAUGUGACAUGAUACCACAUAAAAUUGCCAAAUCUCACAACCAUGAGUUGUUUAUUUGAGACACUUGUAUUGAUUGCUUUGAUUUCUCUGCCUUAAAAAUUGACAUUUCAUGUCUCUAAAAUAAAAUCAGUGUAGUGCCUCAUCAUAUGAUCCAGAUUCAAAACCUUGACAUAGAGAUUUUGUUGAUUAAUUAGCAGUGAGGCCGUAGACACUCAGUUCCAUUUUAGUCAACAUCAUUUCUACAUAGCUAACUUUUGCUGACAGUCUGCUGUGACAUCCAACAUACUUCUGGCACCUUCAGUAGUUACUCUCACAAAUUUCUCCCAAGGGAGAGAAAUUUUCUGCGAUGUCAGAUCUAGAUGUAGUGGUUAUCUUCUCUCCAUUAAGGCUAAAACAAAUAGAUUUAAAAACUCAUUUAUUCCACUUUCACUCAGGGUGUUGCUAGGUCAAUAAAGCACUAGUUGUGUGUGUGAGAGUUUGUAUAUUUGUAUUUGCAUAGAUCUAUUUUGUUAUUGUUAAAAUAGUUAUGCUGAGGUGGAUAAUUGUAGUCAAAUGGAAUUUCCAUUUGUUUGGACCAAUAAAAUUAUCUUAUCUUGUGGUUAAAACCUCUUUGAACAGGUCUUCCCAUGCAUCCUCCUCAUAAUCACUAACUCUUCAUUUCAAAAUUGCUGUUAGUGCUGCGAAUAUAUACCAAGAGUGGUAUUAGAAAUGUCCAUUUAAUAUUAUGUUUUGUUUUAAAAACAGACACAUUUUCUUUAUUAUGAAAGAAAUAUCUGGAGUUAUUAUGUUCCACAAAAAUGGAAAGAUCCGUCCACUUUGCCUGGUAGAUUUACAUUAAAGUGUGAAACACCAUGGAACAGAUUCAUGGGAGGAGUGAGGGCCCUAAUGUGCCAACGUAUUGGCAGGCUUGAUAGAACCACUUCACAGGCUGGAUCUGGCCCAUGGGCUGUAUUUUGGGCAUCACUGACGUAUGGUAAUCAUUGGAAUAAAAAACAACAACUUUUAAAGCAAUGGAUAUGAGCUUGGCUCAUGGUUAACACUUUUCAGCCUAUAAUUUAUUGUUCUAAUUCUUACAACACUGUUUUUUAGUUUUGAAGAAGUACUCAUAUUGUAUUCUACAUGUGUACUCUAUGUAGGGGAGAUAAUUGAAGAAUUUGUGUAUACUCUAUGAUGGGAGAAAAUUUGGUGACCUUGUGGUUUCUGUAUGAUGGGAGAUAAUUGGUGACAUUGUGGUUUCUGUGUGAUGGGAAAUAAUUGGUGACAUUGUGGUUUCUGUGUGAUGGGAGAUAAUUGUUGACAUGUAUGGUUUCUGUGUGAUUGGUAGAUAAUUGUGGUUUCACUUUGAAAAGAGAGGAGGUGGAACAAAGUAUGAAGUUUGUAAAACAAAAUUGAUAUUAUUUUAAUGUGUGUUUGAUUUAUAAGACUAUGAAACAAGAUUAUAAUAUUACUUAAUCAAAUAUAUCUUUUUUUUUACCCCUUGAAUUAACUGUGACAUUCCUAAUGGGAUUAUUUGUUAUUAGCUAUUAGGUCAAUAAAAUCAUCAUCAUAUACAUUUAUCUCAUAACAGCUUGUACUACACUGGGAAAAACAUAGAGCACUUUUUUUUUCCUUAUACAAAUUUGUUUGUGUAUAGGUUAUUUUUUUUUUAAUCUUAAUUUCACAUUUUGUAAUAGUCAGUUGGAAUAGUAUAAAUUGGACUAAAGCCUAUUUUUGUGUGUUAUACAACAGACAUAACACAGUAUUUACCCUCUUACAUUGGACUGUUAUCUACCAGCGUACUUUAUCAGUGAAUGGUUGAUUUGCAUAAAUAUGCAGCUUCCAGAACUAUUACUUGAAUUUGAUGCCAAGAAAAAGUUUUUGACAAAGAGUCAUCUUGUGAUAAUUUUAUUCUACUUGACUGGUUGAAUUUAUUUUUUUAUUUGUGCUCAGUGCAACUAAAAAAAAAAAAAACUUUUGUUUUUUUUUUUAAACCAAAGAGGUGCCACACUGACACAUUUUUUUUUCCCCCAUUUGGAUUUUAUUAGAAAAUUUUCUUUCUCUGCUUGUGUCCAUUACAGAACUUAUACAGUUAUUUUUUUCACAUCUAGUCUUUUUUUUUUUUUUUUUUCAUGGAUAUAUUUUUUUAAUUAUUGAAUAUCUGUCCUUUUUUUUUUGUGUUUGUUUGUUUGCCGUGUUUUAAAUUGGAAAUUUGGGGAGGGGGGCUUCAUAUCAAAUCAGAAUCCAGGUUUGUUUGUUUUUUGUUAAAAUAGUUGUUGUUUUUUUUUUGUCUGUGGCAGUGAAGUUCUAUGUUUCAUCAUAUUCCAAGCUUUGAAUCAUCAGAGAAUGUCAUUUUGAUAAUACAACACCAUUCAAAUUGUUGGAAGUCAGAACUUGUCCUAAACAUUUUUUUUUAACCCAUGUCUGUUUGAUCUUUUCUUUUAUACUUCCUUUUUUUUUUUGUUUUGUAAAAACAAGUCAUUUGUGUAAACUGAAAGCAAUACUUCAUUUGUGUAGCUUUAAGUUUGAUGUCAUUAGUUACUACCAGUAUUUAUCACUUGUGUGUUUGUGUGUUUUAUUAAGAAUUACGACCAUUGAUAGCAUUUUAAAGCUUUGGUUUAUUUCUUUUUAGUUUUGUCUCUACACAAGCUUACUUGGCAAUGUCCAAUGAUGUACUCUUUGUUUCAUGACCAGGUAUCUGAAACAUUUAGAUUCAAGAUAGGCUUAGAGUCUGCAAUUUCGCUCAUCAUAUUCCAAAUGCAUUGUGCAUUUUUUUGCUGAUUAGUGUAGAUAUUGAUCUGUGUGUUAUGGCCGAUAGAUUGCAGACCUUAGUAAGACUAGCAGUUUAUCUGUACAUGGUACUGCAGUACUACUGGAGUGAAACCAUAUAGAUAAUCUGUACAUGGUACUGCAGUACUACUGGAGUGAAACCAUAUAGAUAAUCUGUACAUGGUACUGCAGUACUACUGGAGUGAAACCAUAUAGAUAAUCUGUACAUGGAACUGCAGUACUAGGCCCUACUUGAGCUAAACCAUAAAAAAUGUACAUGGUACUGCAGUACUACUGGAGUUAGACCAUAGUGAAACUAGUGUAUCUGUGCAUGGUUCUGCUCCAUUACUAAGGCUUGGACACACUCACUGUUAAGGCCCUGUGUGUUUCUGUUUCCUCUGCCAUGACAAUUUACUUGCAAUACUUUGACAUUGUGUAUAGUUUGUAUGUGUGUAUACAAAGUAUGAACAUGUGCUGGAAUAAAUCUAACAUGAAACAA
Biomphalaria glabrata is the source of this 7744-nucleotide messenger RNA. Its product is annotated as kelch-like protein 21. The record is from RefSeq and is a predicted model, not a curated record. Lineage: Eukaryota; Metazoa; Mollusca; Gastropoda; Planorbidae. Bases 275 to 1993 code for a protein of 572 amino acids. The transcript is spliced from 2 exons. Gene Ontology annotation, molecular function: protein binding.